AAAGUACGUAGAAAAGCGAUUUUAUAAUUUGUAGAUACCUAGUUUCUAUUGUCUAUUAUUGUCUGAUAGCAAUGCCACUUAAAGGUUUAUUAUUGAGAUAUUAUGAGUAAUAUAACGACUAAAAAGCUUGAAAAUACGAUUAUAAACUGCUCCACAGCACUGUUUCAAGUUACAUGUCAAGUGCCUUUGUACUAAACGUAGUACAGCAGCACUUAACAUGUUAUAACUUGAAACACUUUUUAAAAAUUUAGUUUGUCUAAGUGUGUUACAAAUAAAUAGUAUAUUAUUGAGUAAAAACUAAAUCUUUUUAACAUUCAAUGGUCAUUCUUUUACAAAGUGAUAAAUACGUACUCACCGACAUAUAUCGAAAAAUAACUGGCACAAAAUGCUCACUACUCUCAGACUAUUUAGUGAUUGCCAUCUAGGGAUGAACAAAACCUUUAUUUAAGUGAUCUAAUUAGUGUUUUGGAAAUUCAAAGAAGACGACCUAGAAAAGAAGAACCUGGAGCUAAGUUACAUAAAGCAAAUUACGCUUACAUAGUGAGAGUUGUAGACGAAACCCAGCAGCUUGUUGUGCCAGUGUGCCUUAGCAUUUAUUGCAAUACAAAGAGAAACAAGACAAAGAAUAUGUACAAUAAAAAAAUCGUUACUCACAACAGGUAAAGCUCGAACUGAUGUGAGAGGGAAACAUUGCAACCACCCUCAAAAACUUAGUCUAAUGCAUAAAUCUAAGGUCAUGGAUAACAUAAGGUCAUUGCGUGGAAGAAAAAGUCAUUACAGCUUACAUGACAGCUCAAAAAUUUAUCUACCAGAGGAGUUGAGUGUCAAGAAAAUGUAUGAUAUGUUCGAAGACAAAAAUCAACUAUCCUACGAAUCAUAUCGAUCUAUAUUCGUUAAUCAUUUCAACAUAGGAUUUGGAGAUCCCAAAAUUGAUACCUGCACUAUUUGUGAUGAAUUUCUGACUAAGGCAGAAUCUCUCACAGUAAAUCGAAAGAAUGCUUCCGAGCUCGAAAGCGGUGACAUUGAAAAAUAAAUAAAGAAGUUAGAAACUGAGAAUAAGUUACAUAAAUUGAAGGCUAAUGUUUUCUAUAAACGAAAAAGACAAACUAGAAUUCGAUGACAGUCUCCUUCUCGAAAGGAAGCUUCUGCAAUGGACUUUCAAAAAAUAUAAGUAAGCCAAACAUUACCACAAAUAACGUUAAUUAAAAAAGACAACUAACCCUAAAUCUUUUUAACAUCCAUGAACUAUCUACAUCCAAACUAUAUUUCUUCUGCUACCCAGAAAUUAUAGCAAAAAAAUGAUCUGACGAAGUGUGUUCAUUUCUCCGUCACUAUUUAUUUAACAUACUGGAUAAUAAUACUCGAGAACUAGUGAUAUUUUGUGAUUCCUGCGGUGGAAAAAUAAGAAUUAUACUGUGUUUCGUUUAAUACACUAUGUUGUACACUGUGCAAAAUGCUUGGAUGUGAUUAAAAUCAUAUUUCCCAUUCUCGGGCACUCAUAUUUAGAAUUUGACAGAAAUAUGGGUUGCAUAAACAAGAAAUCACCUUGUGAAACGCCUGAUGUGUGGGUAAAAGUGAUUCGUGAAGCUAGUCAGAAGCCAUGCCCUUUUCAUGUGAUUGAAGUUGAUCAACCGCUUGUCAGAAAAUUGACAACUUUUCUAUC
Diatraea saccharalis (sugarcane borer) is the source of this 1663-nucleotide messenger RNA. The record is from the annotation of a GenBank genome assembly. NCBI's taxonomy places the organism in Eukaryota, Metazoa, Arthropoda, Insecta, Lepidoptera, Crambidae.